GCUGUCGCCGCGUCUGUCGCGAUGGGCAAGUCUGAUUUCCUGACCCCAAAGGCCAUCGCCAACAGGAUCAAAUCCAAGGGGCUGCAGAAGCUACGCUGGUACUGCCAGAUGUGCCAGAAGCAGUGCCGGGACGAGAAUGGCUUCAAGUGUCACUGCAUGUCCGAAUCGCAUCAAAGACAGCUAUUGCUGGCUUCAGAAAAUCCUCAGCAGUUCAUGGAUUAUUUUUCAGAGGAGUUCCGAAAUGACUUCCUGGAGCUGCUUCGAAGGCGCUUUGGCACCAAGCGUGUCCACAACAACAUUGUCUACAACGAGUAUAUCAGCCACCGCGAGCACAUCCACAUGAAUGCCACACAGUGGGAGACGCUGACCGACUUCACCAAGUGGCUGGGCAGAAAAGGGCUCUGCAAGGUGGAUGAGACCCCAAAGGGCUGGUACAUUCAGUACAUAGACCGGGACCCAGAAACCAUCCGCAGGCAGCUGGAACUGGAGAAAAAGAAGAAGCAGGACCUUGACGAUGAGGAAAAAACGGCCAAAUUCAUUGAGGAGCAAGUGAGGAGAGGCUUGGAAGGCAAAGAGCAGGAGGUCCCUGUUUUUACGGAGUUAAGCCGAGAAAAUGAUGAAGAAAAAGUCACCUUCAAUUUGAACAAAGGAGCCUGCAGCUCAGCGGCCACCACCUCCAAAUCCAGCUCUCUGGGGCCAAGCGCCUUGGCCACUCUCGGGCCUGUGGCACCGGUCAAGCGGAAAGAGUCUUCCCAGAGUUCGGCCCUGUCCAAGGAGAAAAAGAAGAAGAAGUCCGCGCUCGACGAAAUCAUGGAGAUUGAAGAGGAGAAGAAGAGGACUUCGCGGACAGACUACUGGCUGCAGCCGGAAAUUGUCGUGAAAAUUAUGACCAAAAAGCUUGGUGAUAAAUAUCACAAGAAAAAGGGUGUUGUGAAGGAAGUUAUUGACCGGUACACGGCUGUGGUGAAGAUGAUGGACUCCGGAGACAAGCUGAAACUGGACCAGACGCACCUGGAAACCGUCAUUCCUGCCCCAGGGAAGAGAAUCCUGGUUUUGAACGGUGGCUACAGAGGGAAUGAAGGCACUCUGGAAUCCAUCAAUGAGAAGACGUUUUCAGCUACCAUCGUCAUCGAAACGGGCCCUUUAAAAGGACGCAGAGUUGAAGGAAUUCAGUAUGAAGAUAUUUCUAAACUUGCCUAAGUUUGAAAAUUUGUUAACAACACAUUAAAAUCCUAAAGCAUCAAAUUGGUGUUCGCCGAGGCAUUUAGACUCUACUGUGUUAGGGUGUUUCUUCUGUAUAAAGCAAAUGAAUUUAUUUAAAUCAAACUGUAUAGUUGUUUAGCUAAGCUAGCAAAAUGUCUUAAUUAUGUUACAAGUAUCCAGAUGUGUUAUUUUGUCCUCAUUAUUUUUUUUGUUCUGUAAUAUUGAUGAUUUUUUUUUAUCUUCAUUAAAAGAAUGUUAUUGUAAAGUUUUACAUAAGACGUUUUGGAGUAGAAAAUUAGAGGGAAUUCUCCAUAUACUCAAAAUUUAUACUUCCCGUUGUCAAGUUGUAUUGAAAAUGAAUAU
Molecule: messenger RNA, 1566 nt
Organism: Sorex fumeus (smoky shrew)
Lineage: Eukaryota; Metazoa; Chordata; Mammalia; Eulipotyphla; Soricidae
Gene: KIN
Product: Kin17 DNA and RNA binding protein
Exons: 13
Coding region: 22-1200 (392 amino acids)
Biological process (GO): DNA replication; DNA damage response
Cellular component (GO): nucleus
Molecular function (GO): double-stranded DNA binding
Source: RefSeq, a predicted model, not a curated record